CCAAUCCGGUUUGAGCUAGUUUUUCCUUCCAAUGGACCAGUAACGUCUCGCGGCGCUGUAUCUGGCUGUAUUGGCACAGCUUUAUCCAGAAUAUACCGCUGCAUUUUCUGUUCCAUUUACUUUAAAUUCGGCUCAUUUUUUUCAUCUUUUUUUUUAUUUUUCGUUAUAAAUACUCCCCCACACAAACCAACCAUGCCUAAAAGGAGCAAAGCAGCAGCAGGAGGAGACUCAGCGCCCAAGAGGAGAUCUCUUAGGUUGAAAGAUAAACCCGCACCUGCAAAAGCAGAGGCCAAACCCAAGCCAAAGAAGGGACCCGUUAAGGCUAAGAAAGCCAAGGAGGUGGAGAAGGCCAAGCCUGAGGAAAAAGCACCAGAGGCCCCAGCUGAGAACGGUGAAGCCAAAGCUGAGGAAGAGGCUCCCGCUACGAACGCAGCCGAUCAGAAAGAUGAGGCAGCUGAAUAACAUCACUCCAGCUCUGUCUUUUAUCAGUGCUCCCUGUACCUCUUUUCUUGUACAAUUCAGGGGAAUAUUUUUAUCGACUAUUUUCUAAAUACAGGUUUUUUAGUAGUUUGAUUGUAGAGAACACUUUUUUUUAAAACGAAACACCAAUUUGGACACAGGGAAACUCAUCAUACCCCACAAUUUUACAUCCACGAGAUUAUGCGGACAUCGUUACUGUCGGUGGGUUUUAUUUCAGGUCUAAAUGUGAAGGAGGGGGGGUACGGGUGGGCGGACGCGUCAAACACGGAAGCUUGACGGGCGGGGGCAACAACUGGAAGAGCUUACCUGCGUGGAGUACAUUCCAUAAGCUUUAUAAGGGACAGUCUGUAGUGCGUGGGGGGGUGGAUGUCAUCGUACAACUCAUUGUUUUCUUGUUUAUAUUGAAGAACAGUGUUUUAGAAUGUUUGUAAGUUUUUUCUUUUCCUAUUUGGUCAUUCAUGCAGUUUUCUUAACCAUCGUACUCAAUAAAUCCUAAAAUUCCUAGUUCUGCGGCACCCCCAUUUGAAACUGUGCAUGUGUUGGUUGUGUCUGUCGUGUGAUAGCAUCGCAAUAAAUUUGUAAAGCUGCUGUGCUGAAAGAGUUUUCAAUCUGCAGUAUGUAACGGUACCUUGUAAGGAUGGUUAUAAAAGGAACUUGUUCUUUAGCCAUGCUGAACUAGUAUUUACAUUAAAAAUCUCCUGAGGUCGGCUUCCUUACAGCCAACAGACAAACUGUCCUUUCAAACCAACAGUAGCCAUAUUUCUGUGGGUUUUAGGUGUCUGUAUCGAGUCCACAUGUGCAGUUUUUUUUUUUAUUUGUCUAGAGUUGUGCUUGUGUAAUGAUUGUUAACAAACCAAUAAAACUCAGUUGGUAGCUGUUA
Molecule: messenger RNA, 1360 nt
Organism: Cyprinodon variegatus (sheepshead minnow)
Lineage: Eukaryota; Metazoa; Chordata; Actinopteri; Cyprinodontiformes; Cyprinodontidae
Gene: hmgn1b
Product: non-histone chromosomal protein HMG-14-like
Exons: 6
Coding region: 193-462 (89 amino acids)
Cellular component (GO): chromatin; nucleus
Molecular function (GO): nucleosomal DNA binding
Source: RefSeq, a predicted model, not a curated record